Molecule: messenger RNA, 1038 nt
Organism: Exophiala aquamarina CBS 119918
Lineage: Eukaryota; Fungi; Ascomycota; Eurotiomycetes; Chaetothyriales; Herpotrichiellaceae
Exons: 1
Coding region: 1-1038 (345 amino acids)
Source: RefSeq, a predicted model, not a curated record
AUGCCUGGGUUUCGAUCUCUUGUCCUUCUACCCACCUUGUUGAGCGCCUCACUCGCUCAUUUAGUCGUUGAUGUCGCCCCAGAAACACCUCAGCCCUAUGUCUUACCAAACCUCAAAGGCGCUGCUGUCGAUUUUGGCGGUCUAAUUCUCCGAACACUUGUUGCCAACUCAACCUCUUUCGGCGGCUUCUCACUGUUGAGUGUCAAUUCAGGUCCUGGUCCACUCAAUCUCAUCCAUUCUCACAAAGAAGUGGAAGCUUUUUACACUCUCAAAGGCGGAGUCCAAGUCUUUCACAAUGCCGACCAAGGCCGUCAGAUCUAUGCAAACGACUUUGUGUUUCUGGCACCUGGCAACAAUCAUACUUAUCGCCCCAAUGAGCUGGACUUCCAGCUGACACUUGCAAUGGCUCCAGGUGGUAUUGAUGAUUUCUUUGCGGUUGCAGGAGAUCCUUACAUGUCUACUGCCCCUUUCAACCCAGACGACCAUUCGCAGCUCAAUGCCACCAAGGUACUUGGCUUGAUGCCCAAAUACAACAUUUCCCCCGCCCCAGCCAACAAAAUUAAUCUGGAAUGGGUCAAUGGCACUACCGAAGACGGCCUGGACACUUGGCAUCGUGCUGAUCAGGCUUUACCUUCCGACCCAUCAAAGCCAUAUUUCAUCUCCAGCAAUCGGGGCCCCAAAUACCUCGUUCGCGAAGAAGGCACAGUGGUUGCACAACUCGCAUCUGCUCAACAGACCCGAGAGAAACUCACCGUUGCAACCAUUACUCUCAAACCCAGUGAGGAACCAACCGAUUUUGAGCAGUUCGAAAUGGAUCAAGCAUUUCAAGUCACUGAAGGGCAGCUUACGCUUGAGAUUGAAGAUGAAACUGUACAGCUCAUUUUCGGCGACUUGGUUUUUAUUCCGCAAGGGACAUGCUUCAAAUACUGGUCCACAGUGGGCUUUACCAAGUUCAUCAAUUGGUCUGCUGGGUUCGGUCUUGCGGACAGCCUCAUCGAAGACGCAGAGCCGUGGAAUCAUGCUGUCUGGCCGGCAUGA